AUGCGUACCCUCUCUGAAACGGACAGGAACACCUUACCUAGGGGUUGGGUGAGACAGGCGGUUAUGGGGGUGCUCAGGUGGAAGGACGUACCACCUGCGACCGGGCGGAUUGAUACUUUGCAUAAGGGAACAACGUUACAGCCUCCGCCAGUCGCCCGUCAACAAAGCCAACCGGCGGAGUCCCAAAAGGAUGAUCGCCUGUACGCGAACAACAACAUCAAAAUAUCGCCGAUCGCGACGCCGGCCGGUCAAACGCCGCCCUCGUCGCCGCAUCAGCCCACCCAGUCGCAGAGGCUCCUCCAGGAGGUCCUGUCGCGGCCGGGGCCCUAUCCGAUGAUCGCCGUGCCGCCGAAGGGCUACUGGGUGGACGGGAGCGAUCACGACGAACGGUUCGAUCACAGGGGAUCGCCCAUCGUCCCGCACCCGAACUGGAGGGCCAAAAUCGAAACCGACGACACGGCCAAAUGUUACAGAAGAUUCUUCGUUGGCAGGGAGCAUUCCUCCCUGAUAGGCCACGACGAAACCCAUGGACCUGUGCUACUUUCGAUUAAAACCGAAAACGUAGCGAACCAGGAACACACGAGAAUUCUGCUGAGGCUCAGGAGUGGUACCAUGCACGAAAUAGUACCCACAUCAUGUCUGGGCUCCGCACCGUCGCCCGCCAAAAUGGCCAAACUCCUCAACGAACAGUUGAACGUGGAAAAUUUUGUACCUGUCUUGCACCCCAAAGCCUCCCAACUGAUAGCCAAUUACGACGAGCACGUUCUAGUGAGCCACUUCAAAUUCGGCGUUUUGUACCAACAGUUCGGCCAAAUCGACGAGGAGGAGCUCUUUUGCAACAGCAUCACCACGCCGGCUUUCGACGAUUUCCUAACCUUGCUAGGACAAAGGAUCCAACUCAAAGACCACAAAGGAUACCGAGGGGGAUUAGACAUACAAAACGGCCAUACCGGCGACACGGCCGUUUACGAAAUCUUCAAGGAACGAGAGAUCAUGUUCCACGUGUCGACGCUGCUCCCGUUCACCGAGAACGACCCGCAGCAGUUGCAAAGGAAGCGGCACAUAGGCAACGACAUCGUCGCCAUAGUGUUCCAAGAGGAGAACACGCCGUUCACGCCCGACAUGAUAGCAUCGCAUUUUCUGCACACAUUCAUCGUGGUGCAAGUCAUCGAUCCCAAUUCCCCGAACACAAGGUACAAGGUGAGCGUAACGGCCCGCGACGACGUCCCCUUCUUCGGGCCCACCCUGCCGACACCGGCCAUCUUCAGGCACGGCCCCGAAUUCAAGGAGUUCCUCCUCACGAAGCUGAUCAACGCCGAGAACGCCUGCUACAAGGCCGACAAGUUCGCCAAGCUCGAGCUGCGGACGCGCACCUCCCUGCUGCAAUCGCUCACCGAGGAGCUCAAGCAGAAGACCACCGAAUUCCUCGGCGGCAACGCCAACCUGACGCCCGGCACGCCGAAGAGCGACUCCGGCCCCGGCUCGCGGUUCAUAGACACGGUGAAGAAGGCGUGGAGCGCCCGCGUGAAGACCAGCCAAAGCGUGGACAACAAUCUGAGCACCAACGGGCACGAGAAGCUCUCCAAAAAGGGCUCGCAACCGACUAUAUCCGAAUCUACGCCAUCGAGCGGCCGAUCGAUCUCCAAGGCUUCCAUGACCUCCAACGGCAAGAAAUCGAGCAGUCCCACGUCGUCGACGACGUCCUCUCCGGACCUGACGGCGCACGCGCACAACAGGCAGGCCCCGUCCGAAGCCAGCGACGAUUCCUCAUUGACCAGCGAAGAGGACCUGGAGCACCUGGCGGGCGGUUACAUCGACAGCGAUACGGGCCUGGAGAGCAUGUCCAGCGCCGAAACGGCGGCGAAGGCGUGCAGCCUGUGCCAGGACAGGCCGGGCAGCACCGCCGGGCCGACGCUGGAAAGCCUGAUGCAGGAGGUCGUGCAAUUGAAGUGCGAUAAAUUGGACCUGUUGCGACAGAACGUGGUAAGUGUCGGAUUUUUACCUCUCCGAUCGGAGUAUUGA
This is a messenger RNA of Phyllotreta striolata, 2022 nucleotides long. Lineage: Eukaryota; Metazoa; Arthropoda; Insecta; Coleoptera; Chrysomelidae. The record is from the annotation of a GenBank genome assembly.